Aegilops tauschii subsp. strangulata is the source of this 1104-nucleotide messenger RNA. Its product is annotated as rhodanese-like domain-containing protein 9, chloroplastic. Gene Ontology annotation, cellular component: chloroplast. Lineage: Eukaryota; Viridiplantae; Streptophyta; Magnoliopsida; Poales; Poaceae. The record is from RefSeq and is a predicted model, not a curated record.
UCUCUCUUGUUGCUGCAAAUCCAUUUGCCUCCCCAAAGAACCCAUUUCUUUCUUCUCCAAAAGAACAAAAAAUUCUGAAACAAAGAGAAGAGCAGAGAAAAUCAAGAAGCAGAAAUGGCAGUUCUUGGUCUAUCUACUGCCUUCUCUCCCCCAAGAGGUUCUUGGAUAGCCGUGAGGCUCAGGAAUGGCGCCACCGGGCGGAGCGGCGGCGGCCUGUCCCUGAGGAGGUCCGCCGCCGCCGCCGUGGCCGUCCGCGCGGAGGUGAGCUUCGUGGACGGCGACGAGGCGAAGCGGCUGGUGGCGGAGGAGGGGUACACGGUGCUGGACGUCCGGGACCGGCGGCAGUACGAGAGGGCGCACGUCAGGGCCUCCGCCCACGUCCCGCUCUACAUCGAGAACGAAGACAACGACAUUGGGACGAUCAUCAAGCGGCAGGCGCACAACAACUUCGCCGGCCUGUUCUACGGCCUGUCCUUCACCAAGCUAAACCGGGACUUCACCAAGACGGUGAGGAGCAAGUUCUCGCCGGAGAGCAAGCUGCUGGUUGUCUGCCAGGAAGGCCUCAGGUCCACAGCGGCUGCAGAUGCAUUGGAGCGAGAGGGCUUCCAGAACCUGGCCUGCAUCACCUCAGGCCUUCAGACACUGAAACCAGGAACGUUCGAGACCGUCGGCAAAGCCGAGCUGCAGAAUGCGGGGAAAGCUGGCCUUGUGACCAUCCAGGGGAAGAUCUCCAUAGUUCUUGGGACUGUCUUGAUAACCUUGUUGCUGCUCAUAACAGUGUUCCCGGACCAGGCUGAGCAAAUCUUCGAGUCGGCUGGCAUCAAAUUGUGAUCAGGAUCGCGGCUCUUCUAGUUACUCUCUUGAGUUCAUUUUUCACUGGCAGGUUAAGUGUAUCAGUAGGUGGACUUGGUGGAAUCUCUUCACUCUGAAAAAGGAUGUUAGGCUCCAUGUGUAAUAUUUAGGGACUUUCUGAAAAUUCUACUGCUGUGUAUUUUUGGCUCGAGUAACAUCUUUUUUUCACACACACCCUCUUCUGUGUCAAUUGUAGUUCGAUCCAUAAAUUUGGUGGCGUUUCAAGUAAAAAUUAGAAUUGUGUUCAACUCA